AUGAGCGACUCGAAAAAGCUGAGCCAACCUGAGUGGACCUUGAGCCGGCUUCAAUGGGAUGAAGACAUGAAGCAAUGCAUAACGUCUACUAACCUAAUUAUUUCUUUUCAGGAAAAACAAGCAUUUCUUUCCUCAUCGCUCAAUCUCUCUUGUCUCUUGUUUUCCCUCUUUUUUUAUUCUUCCUUUGUUAUAUUUUGCACGUUUCCUACUGCAACCACCCACACAACUAGACCAGCCCAGCACGUUUCAAUCCGUUGCUGCGCCCUCACUGAGCCUGAUGUCAGACCACUCAAAAUGUCCAUAGAUGAUCAACCCCUCAAGACUUGGGGCCAUCUCCUCAACCCUAUUGACUACGACACUACACCCUUCAUUUUCACCUCUAAAGCCGUUAGAUUUGGCAACAGAUGGAAGGAGUACCAAGGAAUACAAAACUGGGAAGGUCUGCUCGAUCCACUAGACGAAAAUUUGCGAGGUGAAAUUCUUCGCUACGGUAGCUUUGUUGAAGCUGCAUAUAGGUCAUUUAACUUCGACUCCUCCUCCCCAGCAUACGGAGCCUGCCGCUAUCCCAAAAGCACAUUGCUAGACCGUUCGGGCCUACAUCAAACCGGUUAUCGUCUAACCAGACAUUUACGUGCCACGUCAGGAAUACAGUUGCCCAGUUGGGCUGAAAUGGCACCAAGUUGGGUGGCAACCAAGUCUAGCUGGAUUGGUUACGUGGCAGUCUGUCAAGACAAAGAAGAAAUUGCCAGGCUCGGCAGAAGAGAUGUGGUGAUUGCUUUGAGAGGCACUGCCACUGGCCUUGAAUGGCUUGAAAAUAUUCGCGCUACUCUCUCCCCUCUCCCCAACGCUCACUCCAAACCUAGACAUGAGGACUCCGAACCCAUGGUCGAAACCGGGUUUCUCAGCCUCUACACUUCAGGCACCGACGAGGUACCUAGUCUGCAAGAAAUGGUCCGUGAAGAGAUGGCACGGGUGCUCCAAGCUUACGGUGAUGAGCCUAUGAGUUUAACCAUCACAGGACACAGUCUUGGAGCGGCUCUGGCUACGCUCACCGCUUAUGACAUAAAAACCACCUUUAAACGUGCUCCAAUGGUGACCGUCAUGUCAUUCGGAGGUCCACGCGUCGGCAACCGGAGCUUCCGUUCUCAGCUCGAGAAACAAGGGACAAAAGUGUUGAGAAUAGUGAACUCUGAUGAUCUUAUAACCAAAGUACCUGGGUUCGUACUAGAGGAAGACGCUGAGGUGUCAAAAGAUAGAAACGUAUACGUGGCAGGUUUGCCAAACUGGGUACAUAAACGAGUCGAGGACACGCAGUGGGUGUAUGCAGAGGUGGGGAGAGAGCUCAGGCUCCGCAGCAGAAGCUGCCCCUUCCUUAAAAAUCUUAAUGUUGCCACGUGUCACGACCUCAAGACAUACCUCCAUUUAGUCAAUUAUUCAUGA
Hibiscus syriacus is the source of this 1440-nucleotide messenger RNA. Its product is annotated as phospholipase A(1) DAD1, chloroplastic-like. The coding region runs from base 1 to 1440 and encodes 479 amino acids. NCBI's taxonomy places the organism in Eukaryota, Viridiplantae, Streptophyta, Magnoliopsida, Malvales, Malvaceae. Gene Ontology annotation, molecular function: glycerophospholipase activity. The record is from RefSeq and is a predicted model, not a curated record. The transcript is spliced from 2 exons. Gene Ontology annotation, biological process: lipid metabolic process.